This is a messenger RNA of Corticium candelabrum, 1610 nucleotides long. RefSeq names its product serum paraoxonase/arylesterase 1-like. Lineage: Eukaryota; Metazoa; Porifera; Homoscleromorpha; Homosclerophorida; Plakinidae. The coding region runs from base 137 to 1273 and encodes 378 amino acids. The transcript has 6 exons. Gene Ontology annotation, molecular function: arylesterase activity. The record is from RefSeq and is a predicted model, not a curated record.
UUUCCUUUCUGAGCUGCAACUGUCGUGUAUACGAUUAAAAGCAAUAAAAAUGAUUUCUAGAUCUAAGAGUGUUACCCAGAUAACCGUCUAGACAAUUCUUGUCGAGGAUUCUUGCUUCACGAGUCUUCUAAAAAAAAUGAUUAUGAAGUUGUGGGUAAUUGCUGUAGUCAUUCUUGUUGUUGCGUAUACCGCACAGUUUGCUUUGUGGACGCUGGUCAAGAUGGGUGUAUUCAAAACUAUCUACAAUCAGUCACCAGGACCAUGUCGGAUAAUACAAGUGAAUGGCUCAGAAGACAUUGUACUUUUGUCCAGUGGUGAAGCUCUAAUUUCCAGCGGUUUUCGUGAUGUUAAGCCAUCGGAUGUUGUCAGUAAUGUUCCAUUACGGGAUGGUAACAUCUACCUAUUUAAUUUCAAUGAUCCAGAGGCAAAUAUAAGAAAACUAAACAUUUUGACCUCAAACAGCUUUAAUCGCAGUUCAUUUAAUCCUCAUGGCAUCAGCUCCUGGCAAAAUGAGUAUCGUACCCUGUUGUACGUGGUUAACCAUCUCAGUGAUGGUGAAGCAAUUGAGAUCUUUGAAUAUCUUCCAAAAGAUGGAGCUUUGAAGCAUAUUCAACAAGUUCAACACCAUCUUAUCAAUUCCCCCAAUGAUGUAGAAGCAAUCGGUUCAGACAUGUUCUAUGUCACUAAUGAUCACUACUUUAAUUCACCACUAAUGCGAAAGAUGGAGACAUACUUGCAAUUUGCAAUAUCAACUGUUGCAUUUCAUGAUGAAUCGAAGAAUGAAACCCGUUUGGUUGCCUGGUCACUGCCUUACCCAAAUGGAAUUCAUCUGUCACUAGAUCAGAGAUAUUUGUAUGUAGUAGCAAGCAAUGGCCCUGAUAUGGUGAUUUAUGAAAGAAACAGUGAUCAUACACUUGAUCACAUCCAAACUAUUCGACUUCCUGACACGUGUGACAACAUGUUUGUCGAACCAAUCACUGGAUACAUUUGGCUUGGCUGCCAUCCUCGUCUGAUAGAUACUGCAGAGUACAGUGAAAGGAACUGUAGUCACAAGGCUGGUUCACAAGUAUUGAGACUCAGACUUGGUACAAAGACAACUGGCGAUGAUGGUCGACCUGUUCUGGACUAUGACAUCGACCAAGUGUUCAUCAACGAUGGCAGUUUGUUGAAAGGAUCAUCUGUAGCUGUUUACUACCAUGGAAAGAUGCUUGUUGGUAGCCCUUUAGACAAACUGCUCUACUGUGAGGUCAAGUCAUUUGAUGGGUUUGAAUAAUGGAAGAAGAAGUAUGUUAAAUUUACACUAAGUUGGCAAUUAGUUUACAGACUGCACGUUCAUCUGUUCCUGUCCACAGUUGACUGUGUGUUUGACGGACUAUUGGAACACGUCAGAUUGGUUGGGUUAACUCCUGGUGAUAUAGUUUUCAAGAUGAUGUUUUACUGCACCAAGAACUGUUUCAAAGCAACACCAGCUUCGUAAAACUGGCAUACAUGGUGCUAAUGUGGUAAUGAAUUCUCGAUCACAUUUAUAGUUAAACUCUGUUAGUUGAGAGAAUGUCAGUCAUACUCUUGAAUGCACAUCGUUAGAUUAAUUAAUUGAUAAUUUUAGCUCA